Botrytis sinoallii is the source of this 630-nucleotide messenger RNA. RefSeq lists its product as uncharacterized. Lineage: Eukaryota; Fungi; Ascomycota; Leotiomycetes; Helotiales; Sclerotiniaceae. The transcript has 3 exons. The record is from RefSeq and is a predicted model, not a curated record. Gene Ontology annotation, molecular function: translation release factor activity. Gene Ontology annotation, cellular component: mitochondrial large ribosomal subunit. The coding region runs from base 1 to 630 and encodes 209 amino acids. Gene Ontology annotation, biological process: mitochondrial translational termination.
AUGCAUUAUUUUGCCAAGCUCACAGCUAAGCUGCUGCAAUCAUCUUCUCAAAAUGUCAAGCCAAUUUAUACAACGUUUCUUCAAACACGCCCUUUUUCCGCAAGGUUGAAUCUUCAGAGUUGCAGAUCAUAUUCUGUUCAAUCUACAGAUGACAUUGAAUUUGAGGUUGCCAGAAAAUGGUAUUCUAAUUUCAAUGAAUCAACCAUUUCCACAAAGCUAGCCGAGACUACCUACUCAGCUGCUGGAGGUCCUGGUGGACAAAAGACCAACAAAACAUCUUCAAAAGCCAACACCAUUUGGUCUAUGAAAAAGCUCGAUGCCAUUCUGCCGUUGAUAAUAUCGAAGGGAUUACGCCGUGGCACUUAUUAUGUGAAGAAUACUGAUGCAAUUCAAAUUCAAUGUGAUAGUAGUCGCAAUCGGACUGAUAAUAAAGAGGAGACACAUCGAAGAUUGAAUGAAGAAAUCAAACGUAUAUACAGGACAACAGUUCCGGGAAAGGCUUCAAUUGAACAACAACAGAGAGUGAAGCACUUACAAACUUCGGCCAACAUAGCAAGGUUAAAGAUGAAAAAGCAACAUGGGGAUAAAAAGAAGUCUAGAAGUAGUGGAAAAGGCGGCGGUGACUUCUGA